AUGCGUCUGCAAGAGUUAACAGAGGAGUUUUCUACAUUGCAAGGUCGUGUUGAUCGCGACAGGGAGGAGAAUGCUGCUUUUCAAGGUCGUGUGGAGCAACGUUUCGUUGAAAUUCGAUCUGAAAAUCAGGUUCAGUUUGCGAAUUUAGCAGCACAACUUCAACAAUUGCAUGAGGCGAUUCUUGGACGGGAAGAUCGAUUUCGCAACCCUCCGCAUGGUUCUCAUAUGGGAACCACAUCUUCUUCUCCGUUCAACCGUACAGAUUUGGAUUCCAGGAACCUAACCAAGGCAAUUCAGUUAGAGAUUCCAAUUUUCAGUGGCUUAGAUCCAAAUAAUUGGAUAUUUCGUACGGAGUUAUUCUUUGUUCUUCAACAGGUUCCAGAAGACUUCAAGGUACCCGUAGCUGGAUUGCGAAUGGAAGGAAUGACUGCAGCUUGGUAUCAAUGGAUGUAUAGUAGUGGUUUAAUCCGUUCGUGGGAGAAUCUGACCAAGGCUCUUCGUGAGCGAUUUGGAGCUUCGUCUUAUACCAAUUUGAAGGAAGUGUUAUCCAAAUUAACACAAAUUUCUACCUUACGCGAUUAUAUCCAGCAGUUUGAGGUAUUGAUCAACCAAGUACCUGGGUUGGAUGAUGAUUUGUAUAUGAGUUUUUUCAUAUCUGGUUUGCAAAGUGAACUUAAGAGUGUAGUGCAACUUCGUUUACCUGUUAAUUUGCAUCAAGCAAUGCAAUAUGUUCUCGCAUACGAUGAUCACCACAUGGAGCUUAGGAAUUCUUUUUAUUCCAGUAAUAAGAGGUUUCCUUUGAAGAUUUCAGCCUCAAAUACUGAUGGCACAGUGGCACCUUCUCACAACCAGAUUACCACUGCCCUUACUCCUUCGGUACUUCAACUGGGCUCCUCCAAUUCGAGGUUAGCAUUACCUGCUCCACCAGCCAUGAAAAAGUACUCACAUGUUGAUUUGCAUAAGAAACGAGAAUUGGGAAUUUGUUAUUACUGUGAUGACAAAUGGACACCAAAGCAUAGGUGUAAGAACAAAUUGAUGCUAAUGAUUGGUGAAUUCUCUGAUUCACCUGAAGAUGCUGACGCGGAAGAGGAGAUACUUUGGCAAGCUGAAGCCUUACCAAAGGACACACAAGAUGGUGCAUCGCAUACACUGGCUGAUAGAUCAGGUACAAACUCCUUGAUGUUUUCCUCUGUCAUCAAGCAUUGUGUUGUAUAUAUAAUGGUGGAUUCGGGCAGCACUCAUAAUUUCAUAAGAAGACAGUUAGCUGGUGAGUUGGGUUUGCCUAUUGUUCGUGCUAAGAAAUUGCGUGUGUUCUUGGGCAAUGUAGAGUGUUUGGUGACUGAAAGGAAGUGUCUCAGUGUUCCAAUUGAUUUGCAAGGACACCAGUUUCUGAUUGACUUUUGGGUGCUGGACUUAGUGGAUCUUAGUGUUAUUCUUGGAAUGCCAUGGUUGCAACAGUUAGGCAGGGUCACUCACGAUUAUAUGGACCUGUCCAUGGAAUUCCAGUGGCAAGGACAGCAGUUGAUAUUGAAGGGGAAUAUGGAUUCUAAGGAUCCUGGAGUGGAAUUGAAUCUGUGCAAAGACAGCAUCUCUCAUUGUUGUGCACUAAGCUUGGGAUCAACAGUACCUCAUGAGCUUCCUCCAUUUCGAGGCUUGGAUCAUGCUCUCCAUUUGAAGGACAACUCAGAACAGGUGAAUGUGAAGCCCUUCAGAUAUGCUCACCACCAGAAAUCUGAGAUCAAAAAACAGGUGAUAGAUUUGCUUUCAGCUGGGUUCAUACAACACUCUCAAAGCUCUUUUUCUUCACCAGUACUUUUAGUGCGCAAACAAGACAAUACUUGGCGCAUGUGUAUUGAUUAUAGAGCAUUGAAUGCUAUCACCAUCAAGGAUAGGUUUCCCAUACCUACUAUUGAUGAGUUAUUGGAUGAAUUGGGUGGAGCUGAGGUCUUUAGUAAACUGGAUUUGAGAGCAGGAUAUCACCAAAUCCGAGUUUUGCCACAAGACAUUCCAAAGACUGCAUUUAGGACUCAUGAAGGACACUAUGAGUUCCUAGUCAUGCCCUUUGGUUUGACAAACGCUCCCGCAACCUUUCAAGCUGUGAUGAAUCACUUGUUUAAACCUCACUUUCGCAAAUUCAUCAUAGUUUUCUUUAAUGACAUCCUAGUAUUCAGUAAGACAAUGGAAGACCAUAAUCGGCAUUUGAAAAUUGCCUUGGAGUGUUUGCAGAUGCAUAGAUUUUUUGUCAAGGCUUCGAAAUGUUCUUUUGGAGUCACUUCUAUUGAAUAUUAG
Gastrolobium bilobum is the source of this 2289-nucleotide messenger RNA. RefSeq lists its product as uncharacterized. The coding region runs from base 1 to 2289 and encodes 762 amino acids. The record is from RefSeq and is a predicted model, not a curated record. The transcript has 2 exons. NCBI's taxonomy places the organism in Eukaryota, Viridiplantae, Streptophyta, Magnoliopsida, Fabales, Fabaceae.